CUGCGCGUCGCGCGGCCCCGAAGGCGUUGCCGGGAAACCUUUAGCCUGGAGCUGCGGUGGAACCGGCGGACAUGGCGGCGGCGCGGCUGGCCGCGGCCCUGCUGCUGCUCGCGGCCCAGGUGGCCUGUGAGUUCGGCCUGCUGCGCGUGAUCUCCCAGAGCGGUGGCAUCCGGGGCAGGGACUAUUGCAUCCUCUACAACCCGCAGUGGGCCCACCUGCCGCGUGACCUCAGCAAAGUGUCUCUUUUGAAGCUUCGAGACUUAAGCUCAACCCAGCUGUGUUCCUACCUUGACCUUCCUGUGGAAGACCUCACCAACCAGAUUGCGCUGGUGUCCCGGGGCAACUGUACCUUCUACGAGAAAGUGCGGCUGGCUCAGGGCAGUGGGGCGCAUGCGCUGCUGAUUGUCAGCAAGGAGAAGCUGGUCCCUCCAGGAGGCAACAAGACACAAUAUGAGGAGAUAAGCAUCCCCGUGGCCCUGCUUAGUCACAGGGACCUGCGAGACAUCUUUAGGCGCUUCGGCCGUGCGGUGAUGGUGGCACUGUAUGCACCGAGCGAGCCAGCGAUGGACUACAACAUGGUCAUCAUCUUCGUCAUGGCCGUGGGCACCGUCGCCCUCGGUGGCUACUGGGCCGGCAGCCGCGACGUGAAGAAAAGGUACAUGAAGCAUAAGCGAGACGAUGGGCCUGAAAAGCAGGAGGACGAGGCAGUGGACGUGACGCCCGUCAUGAUCUGCGUGUUUGUCGUCAUGUGCUGCGUCAUGCUGGUGCUGCUCUACUACUUCUAUGACCACCUGGUCUAUGUGAUCAUCGGCAUCUUCUGCUUGGCCUCCUCCACCGGUCUCUACAGCUGCUUGGCACCCUGUGUGCGCAAGCUGCCCUUCUGCACCUGCAGGGUCCCCGACAACAACCUGCCGUACUUCCACAAGCGCCCCCAGGCCCGCAUGCUGCUGCUAGCACUCUUCUGUGUCACUGUCACCGUAGUGUGGGGUAUCUUCCGCAAUGAGGACCAGUGGGCCUGGGUCCUGCAGGACGUCCUGGGCAUCGCCUUCUGCCUGUACAUGCUGAAGACCAUCCGCCUGCCCACCUUCAAGGCCUGCACGCUGCUGCUGCUGGUGCUCUUCAUCUACGAUGUCUUUUUCGUCUUCAUCACCCCCUUUCUGACCAAGAGUGGGAACAGCAUCAUGGUGGAGGUGGCUACUGGGCCCUCGAACUCAUCCACUCAUGAGAAGCUGCCCAUGGUGCUGAAGGUGCCCAGGCUGAACACCUCACCACUGUCCCUGUGUGACCGACCCUUCUCCCUCCUGGGCUUUGGAGACAUCUUGGUGCCAGGGCUGCUGGUGGCCUACUGCCACAGGUUCGACAUCCAGGUGCAGUCCUCCAGGGUCUACUUCGUGGCCUGUACCAUUGCCUACGGCCUGGGUCUCCUGGUGACAUUCGUGGCGCUUGUCCUCAUGCAGCGUGGCCAGCCUGCGCUGCUCUACCUGGUCCCCUGCACAUUGAUGACCAGCUGCACCGUGGCACUGUGGCGCCGGGAACUGGGUGCUUUCUGGACGGGCAGCGGCUUUGCGAAGGAUGUACCCCAGACCUCAUGGGCUCCAGCACCCAUGAGUCCUGCACCUCCCACGGACUCAGAUGCCCCCCUCUCCCAGCAACCUGCAGGUGAAGACCUAGCCAAGAGACCCCUGCCCACUGAGGAGGCAGCCCUGCCUGAGGAGGCAGGAGUUGCAGACUCUGCCAGGAAUCACCAUAGCCCCAUGGCUAGCACUUCCAGCCCCACAAAUGGGGACCAGGUCCAGCCCAGCUCUGUGGUGCAGCCAGGGACUUCGGCCUAGGAAGAGGAGGCGCACGAGCUGGGUCCUUGCAGCCUUCCAUGCCAUACAGAUGCAGGCCACCAGGGACGUGCAGGGAACAGAUAGCUGCCACCCUCCUGGGCUGCAGACCUGCACUGUGCCCUCCCUAACAUGGUGCUCAGCCCUCUGAGGCCUCACGCUUGUCUUCCCACUACAGCUGUGCCCGGCGCCCAGCUCUGCUUUGCACCAGGCUGUGAGCUUUGCCUGCCCCACUCCAUGCAAGGCUGUGCCUCUGGUGCUUCACCUACACUCGCCCUGCGGCCGGCUGCGCCUUCCACAGGGCAGGGCUCUGUGGGGCAGGAGUGACAUCCUUGUCACGCAGGUUCCUGUGUUGGGAGCAGCAUGAGGCUUAGAUGUAGACACCCCAAGGGUCAGCAUGAGGAGUCCACACCCCAUCAGGAGGUCCAUGCCAAGAUGGAGCUGAGAAUGCCGAUCGCUGCUCUAAGCAGUAAAUGGCUCCUGCCCCAGGUUCUGCAGUCUGUGGCGUAGUGGGGCCCGGCCAACCCAGAUGGUCCACAUCCCCAGCAAAUAGCCCUCAGCUCAGGCCUGCAAGUCUUCCAUGCCACGGCCCCGGCCCCUGCCCGACAGUGGCUUCUGGACCAGGCAUUUGUCCUCUACCUCACCAGCCAGGCUCUGGACCCCACCACGGUCUGCCUGCAGGGAGCGACCGCACAUGCUGCGUGUCAAGAUGGAGCCUGGGACCUGUGUCCACUCUUGAAUGGAAAGGGUAACAGGCAGCAGCACCUGGGCAGUCCUCCUGGAGCUUUGGGGAAGGACGAAGGGAGGGAGGGAGGGGAAGAGGAAGGGAGGAGGACUCUCCCAAGGCACGCCUGUCCUACCAGAGUGCACAGAGACGUGAACGUGGGGGCCCAGCCACCUGCUUCUGCCACUUGGACUACGCCUUAACUUAAGCCAUUUUGUACUGGGUUUCCAAACAGUUCUUCCGUCUCUGAGUUGGUCAGAGGAGCUUUGGGCAGUGCCACCUGAGGGCCCUGGCUUUAGGUUGUCAGGGGAUUAAACAGCUUUUCAUACUCA
Arvicola amphibius (Eurasian water vole) is the source of this 2885-nucleotide messenger RNA. RefSeq names its product signal peptide peptidase like 2B (gene Sppl2b). NCBI's taxonomy places the organism in Eukaryota, Metazoa, Chordata, Mammalia, Rodentia, Cricetidae. Bases 72 to 1832 code for a protein of 586 amino acids. Gene Ontology annotation, cellular component: Golgi-associated vesicle membrane; cytoplasmic side of endoplasmic reticulum membrane; lumenal side of endoplasmic reticulum membrane. The record is from RefSeq and is a predicted model, not a curated record. Gene Ontology annotation, molecular function: aspartic endopeptidase activity, intramembrane cleaving. The transcript has 15 exons. Gene Ontology annotation, biological process: membrane protein proteolysis.